AUGCGCGCGUUCCUGAAAAGGGUGGCCCAGCCGCUGCUGGCGCUGCUGGCGUUCCUGCGGCGCGAGAACCUGCUGCGCCUGAUGGCCGCCAUCGUGGCGCUGGUGGUGGUCGGGGCCGCGGGUCUUACGGUCUUCGAGGAGAACCGGUCGUUCCCGGACGCGCUCUGGUGGGCCAUCGUCACCGUGACCACGGUCGGCUUCGGCGAUAUUUCGCCGACGUCGCUCGGCGGCCGGCUGAUCGGCGUCGUGCUCAUGUUCUUCGGCAUCGGCGUGCUAGGGAUGUUCACGGCCACCAUUGCCGGCGUGUUCGUCGAAAAGCGGCUGCGGAAGGAGCGGGGCAUGGGCUCGUACGACCUGGAAGGGCACAUCAUCCUGUGCGAAUGGAACAAUCGGACGCGGGAGAUCCUCAAGGACCUGCGGGCCGACCCGCGCGCAGCAGAGGCCCCGAUCGUGCUGCUGGCCGACAUCGAGGCGAAGCCGCGGGCCGGCAUCGAGCGGGCGGCCACCGUUGUCAUGGUUGGCGACCGGUCGCUCGACCACGGCGCGCGGGACGCGAAGGCGGUGCUGUCGGUGCUGACGGUCGAGAGCCUCAACCCGGCCGUCCACUCGAUCGUGGAGCUGGCCAGCGAGGAGAACGUCGCCCAUUGCGAGCGCGCCGGCGCCGACGAGAUCAUCGUGGGCGCCGAGUUCAGCAGCCGCGUGAUUUCGACCGCCGCGCUCGACCACGGCAUCUCCGCCGUGCUGCGGGAGCUGCUGAGCGCGCAGAUCGGCCACGACCUCAUCACCGUGCCGGUGCCGGAGCAGUUCGCCGGCGCACGUUCUUCGAUCUGUUCUCAGGCCUGA
This is a messenger RNA of Geodia barretti, 843 nucleotides long. The record is from the annotation of a GenBank genome assembly. NCBI's taxonomy places the organism in Eukaryota, Metazoa, Porifera, Demospongiae, Tetractinellida, Geodiidae.